Geodia barretti is the source of this 212-nucleotide messenger RNA. The record is from the annotation of a GenBank genome assembly. NCBI's taxonomy places the organism in Eukaryota, Metazoa, Porifera, Demospongiae, Tetractinellida, Geodiidae.
GUCUCAAGAAGGCCUCCUGUAAACUGGCAGUGGAUGUGGAGGGGAGGGAGAAAGAGGGAGCAGUUUGUAGAGAAGAUGGAGAGAGAGGAGGGGCCAGAACCAGCUUAUGUGAGGUGGUUGUUGCAACAAGUGGAGGUUCUUCUGACUCACUCCUGACAUCAGUUGGGAGGCGGAGAGUUGGAGUUGUGUCCAGGCUGAGAGCUGGAUCAUUG